AUGCGCGAAUUGAUCACUUGUGUGUUAUUAUUACCUAUCUAUUUUAUCAGUGCAGCUCGUGUGGAGACAGUCGGUCGACCGGAGCACUCUUUAGUACGUGAUCCAAACACACAUUUACCGUCAGAUACUGAAUUGCGAGUUAUUCACGAAGCCUCCAGGUCUUUAUGCCACGCCGAGGGCAGGGCGUUCCAGUGUAUGCCACCAUUUACCAAUGUAGCAGAAGGGGCUCCGGUGAUUGCCUCUUCCACCUGUGGAGAACGAGACAAAUCGGAAGAAUUUUGUCGCUAUCGGAUCGAUCAAUCCGGUCGAACACAUUCUGAAUGCGAACAAUGCAACCCGCAAGAAAAGUUUCAUCCGAAACACCUGACAGAUCGACAUCAGAUGAACAAUGAAACCUAUUGGGUUUCCGGUCCUGUACGUGCUGGUCAAACGGUCAAUCUAACUCUCUCUUUGGGCAAACGAUUUGAAAUUUAUUACAUUUCCCUGCAACCUCAUGGUCGUUUGCCAGACUCGAUUGCACUUUACAAAUCGGCUGAUUUCGGUCAGACAUGGCAACCAUGGCAGUACUUCUCAACCGACUGUUAUCGAGCAUUCCGACUGCCGACCAGCAAUGAGCACACGGCACAAAUCUCAGCAGCCAACAUUCAGGAGGUUUUGUGUGUUGCUCUUAAAUCGCCCGAUAUGCAUGAGGCAUUCGGACAAUCAGCAAAGGUGAUCGCAUUUAGUACGACAAUCGGUAGACCGUCUAGCCAACCAUGGAGUUCGGCUCUGAUAGAUUGGAUGACUAUGACUGACCUUCGAGUCAGUCUUUCUUUGUUCCCCGAUCACACGCAAAUCACACCACAUGAUGCUGGCGGAUUGCUUCUGACACCAAGUUUACUGAGCCCGGCCAAUGUUUUUCGUGUUGGAGAUGGGAAUUCAAUGCAAAUGUCCGCCGGCACCUUAGGCAUGUCUCGUAAUCAGUAUCAGUCAGAUGCAGCGUCUUUGCAAGUUCCGCAUGGUGAUAGCCCGGUGCAUUUUGCAUUCUCUGACAUGGCAAUCGGUGGUCGAUGCAAGUGUAAUGGUCACGCCAAUCGAUGUGUUCGUGAUCGGGUGACAGACCCCAAAACGGGGACGGUUGACGGUUGGGGACCGUUAAGAUGCGACUGUCAACAUAACACCGCGGGAACGGAUUGCGAGCGAUGUGCACCGGGCUACUUGGAUCGACCAUGGGCACGUGCAACAACUGAGUCGGCUAACGAAUGUAAACGUAAGUGA
Echinostoma caproni is the source of this 1257-nucleotide messenger RNA. The record is from the annotation of a GenBank genome assembly. NCBI's taxonomy places the organism in Eukaryota, Metazoa, Platyhelminthes, Trematoda, Plagiorchiida, Echinostomatidae.